Messenger RNA from Brienomyrus brachyistius, 6074 nucleotides. RefSeq names its product thyroid adenoma-associated protein homolog. Lineage: Eukaryota; Metazoa; Chordata; Actinopteri; Osteoglossiformes; Mormyridae. The coding region runs from base 101 to 5719 and encodes 1872 amino acids. Gene Ontology annotation, biological process: tRNA methylation. The record is from RefSeq and is a predicted model, not a curated record. Gene Ontology annotation, cellular component: cytosol. The transcript has 31 exons.
UCUAUGCCAACGUGCUGUAUGUAGUAAAUAGAGGAUCGUGUGCAUGAACACAGUCUGAAGUCUUCUUUACUCGUUAGAAAUUUAUAAAGACAAAUUUAAAAUGUCUCUGAACGAGUCAUUGCAGCGCCAAUUAGAAGAGUGCAAUCUACUUUUUUUAAAUGCUGGGGGCGACAUACAUGUUAAUGUCAAAACUACAUUCCCUCUUUUCAUCAAAAAUCUGGGCGAUUGCUUGAGGACCAAUGUGAAGCGAUGCAAGGAGAGAAACCUGGAAGAAGCUUCCAAGCUGCUCAAGAAAAUAUCGAAGAAUCUGCUGGAGUCCCUAGAAAUAAAGUACAUGCUGCCUCUAACACAGUUAAUCAUCUCCAUGCAGUUGGAAACUCUGCAGGUCUCCACAGUCUUCCGGAAACUGGACCAGAUGAUGCAACACUUCUCAGAGAUCAACCAUUCUCUCGUUUUCGAAGAGGUACAAAAGUGUUUGAAAGCUGUAAUGGAUUCGGAACAGAUGUUGGAGGCGAAGGCACUUCAGACAGUUGGCAUGUUCCUGGAGGACAGCACAGUGGGCCGGGAAGUUCUGAGACAGGCUUUCCCCUCUUUGCUCCACAAAGUGGACCAGGCAUUUUACAGCAUCAUGGAGCAGGAGCUCUUAAGAAAUGGAGACGCGUGUUAUAAUGCUGUCAAGGUGUGUCUGCAGAUGUUCCAGCUGUUGCCUGAAGAGGUGACCCCUCUGGUGUGGAAGGAUGGGGGCGCUGUCUCGCCUCUGCCAGACAUUUUGAAGUACUUGAUGGAUAUUAUCCUAGGAGAGAGCUCCUGCAGGGACACCCGCCUCCUGGCUGGCACAGCCAUGGUCAUGCUGAUCAACACCUCCCCGACGGCUGAGGGCGGAGCCACAGCUGCGUGGAGCAUGCUAGAGGUCACAUGCCAAGAGCUACAGGAACUGCGUGUUGGGGAGCUGAGGGUACAGUGCAGGCCGGGGCAGGAUUGUGUGGGGAGGCUGGCGGUGAGCAGGGGGCUGCUGUCAUGCUGCCGCAAGGAUGUGCUGCUCUGGGGCAGAGGCGGCAAAGAGAGAUGUCUGCUUCUGGAGGGGCUGUUCCCAAUUGUUUCAGCUUUAUGUGAGAAGAGCUUUGACUGUCACUACUACGUCUUUCAAGUGCUUGUACUGUGGCUGAGGCAAGUGAAGGAGUGCCUCAUGGGGUUAUGGGACUUGAAGAGUGCUCCCUUGCUGCUGGAGGACUCCAUUCUGUGUCGACAGCUUGUCCAGGUCGUUUGGAACAUCGCAGAAAGCCCUGUUGAAGGUGUGUCCGAGUCCGUGCACUGCUCCUUCCGCCUCCUGCUGGAGAUUCUCGACCUGGAGCGGCGUCGCUUCCCAGAGACGGAGAUGCGUCUGUACUCUUCCCUGCUGAGCUUUGUUGGUGCCCUGCCCUGGGAGGCAAAGGCCAAAUACUUCCCUCUUUGUGCUCUUUUGCCGUAUGUCGGCAGCGGCGUGGUGUUUGAACGCUUCCCAGAUCUUCCCCGGGAUCUCCUGAAGUGCCUCUCCACCAAUCACCUGUCUCCGAGUGCCUCGGAGACCUACAAGUCGCUGAUCCAGCAGCAGAGGCGGGAGCUUUGUGCGGCUGUGGCCCCUGGGUCCUCCCCUUCAGAGCUGGAACUGGCAGAGAUGUGGGCCCAGAGGUGGCAGCCUGCCCUUCUGGAGGCCUUGACCUCAGACAUAAUGCUUCUCCAGAGCAAUGCCUCCAGUCACCUCCUGCCAUGGACCCUGCGCACCUUCCCGGGAGCCUUUGAGAUCCUCCAGGCUUCACUUUCUGGUGCCAGCACUGGUCAUCUUCGUGCCUGGGCCUGCCUUGUGUGCAACUGGCGGGCGAUGGGCAGAUCCUGGUCCCUAGAGGAAGGCCUGUCCCAGGAGACCCUUCAGCUGGCUCUGGGCUCCCUGGAUGACAGUGUGCGUCUGGCUGCGCUCGGCCUUCUGUGUGGGGGCCCCGGGACCCGACACCUCCCUUCGGCAUUAGAGGUCGCUACCCUCAAGCAGUUCAUCCCCCUCAACCUGAACAGCGAGUCGUCCCCCUUCCGCCAGCAGCUCCAGGCCAUGGUGAAGAAGCUCCUGGUGCGUAUCCGGGAUGGCUGUCUGGCGUGCCUCCGGAAGGAGAGGAAAGGAGGUGGCAGAGACAUUGGUCAGGAGAUGGAGACGGACUCCCUGCUGAAGCAAGGAGUAGACCUUGUGGACUGGCUGGCUCGCCUCGCCUUCACAUCCGUGGCACCGGGCCUCAGUUACCAGAGGAAGAAGACUGCCUUGCUGUUCCUCUCUGCAGUCCUAGAGACCUGCACAGACACCUGGAGCCCAGACAAAAAGAAGGGCCAGCCUCCAGCUAAUAUGUCAGCCUUGAUCACCUGGGCCAGAUGCAGAGGAUUGUGGGACUUCUUCUCUAUGUCCAACCUUCUGGUUCUCAUUACCUGCUUGGAGGAUUCCACCAAUGAGAUCCGCGAGAUGGCCUCUGAGUUGAUCCUGAAGUUCUUCCCCCUGGGUCUCCCUGAGGAGCUCAGCCGUGCGUUAUUGAAGAGGGCUCAGGUGCUCCUGUGCAGCCCACGUGUGCAGGAGGCGCAGACAGGGGCACUCCUCACCAAGGUCCUCCUUCAAAAGUCCCAGGACAUCUCCAUGGUGUUACAGGAGGGAUUCCACCAGGCUGAUGGGUCCAGGAGUUCCCAGGAGGUGAAGACGGCGGCUAUGGUCCAGUACCUGCUUGGGGAGCUGGACCUCCAUUACCUGACUGCUCGGACGGACAUGCUGCUGGCUGCCAGGACCAGGCCCAUUCACGGUAUCCUCUCCGCAUUGCAGAGAUGCCUUCUGGAGAGCCCACGUGCCCCACUUCCGCUGCAGGGGGCAGCAUUGAGCCAAAAUGUGAUGGCCACCAUACUGAGUUUGCUGGAGAAAAUUACCCACCUUUUACUAGGUAUCCUGUAUGGGGACAAGGCUGACUGUACAGAGGAGGAAGAGGCUCCGCCUUCCUUCUGCGCCAUGGGAAAUGCCAUCCGGACUGUGAUCGCCCAGGGCGGCGGGCAGGAGGGUGAGGGGCAGGGGGAGGAGUGCGUGCUGCUGUCGGAGGAGCACAGCCUGGUGCUCACCUGCUGCUGGGUCUCCUUCAAGGAAAUUGGGAUUUUCUUAGGCGGCCUGGUUGAGAUGGUUUUGGUGGAAAGCCGAGGAGGAGAGUGCCCUCUGAGUACUGAGGACCUGAAAAGGGUGGCAAAGAUUUUCCGGGACAUCCUGCUGAAAUGUCGCCACUGGGGUGCUGUAGAAGGUUGCUGCUGUGGUUUAACCAGGUUUUGUGCCACCCUCUUGGGCAGCUCUGACACGGAGCUGCAGCCGAUCCCAGGCCUCCUGCUGGAACAGGUGCUGGCGGUGCUUCAGGGGCGCAGUGCCACCUCUGUGACCAGGCGGGCGGCUGGCCUACCCAUGCUGGUGCUGUGCAUUCUGUCAGCAGAGGAGGCGGGCAAGGCCAGGCCCUUGCUGGCCCACACCAUGCAGGUUCUGCUGGAGACAGCUGGUCGGCCCGUGUCUGACAACUGGGACCAGACACUAGACCUUCCACAGGUUGGCGCAGUUCACACUCUGCAGGCACUAGUGCGUGGUUCUGGGUUGGGUGUGGCCAUAUUCCAGUUCGCCUCCUCCGUUGCCAUCCUGUCUCUGACACUCCUGAGCUCCCCCUGCUGGGCGAUGAGGAAUGCUGCAUUACAGCUUUACAAUGCCUUAUGCUCACGCAUGUUGGGCCAGCGGCCAAGCAGUGAUGAUGGAUUGGUGCAUCAUGGGAUGUCUCCCCCAGCCUUCUUCACCCACUACCCCGCCUUACAGCCCUUCCUUUUGGGCGAGUUGCAGGGGGCAGCCAGUGAGCUCCUGGGGGCCUCUGGGGAAGCCCGACUUCACCUGCACCCCUCUUUGUUCCCUGUCCUAACCCUCCUGGCUAAGCUGCAGCCGGGAGUCCAGGAUCGCACACAGAGUUUGUCAGACUUCCAGAUGCCUCUGCUACAGCUGGCUGGAAGCCCCAUGUACCACGUUAGAGUGAUGGCAUGUAGAGCCUUGGUUGCCAUGACACCUCCUGUGGAACACAUGAACACUCUGCUGGGAUUGGCCAGACAACUGCCUGACCCUGAUGACCCCUGCUGCCACAACCGCCUGCACGGGCAGCUGCUGCAGAUGAGUGCGCUUCUGGGGAGGGCUGCAGUCAGUGACAACCUGAAGGUCCUGUACCAGGUGGUGGAGCUCUUUGAGUCCAAAUGGUGGUUGGUAACCUCAACCCAGAGGUGCCCCCUUAUCCGGUUGACCUACCUGCAGGUUCUGCACCACCUGAGGGAGUUCUGCUCACCUGGAUUCUCAGAGCAGCUUCAGGCUGAACUUCUCCUGCAGUUGCUUAGUCCCACCCAGGAGCAGCUGGUGGGUUCCUCUUCCUUCCUUCAAAACGCUGCUCGCUUCCUGUUCGAAGAGACUGUGAGACUGGGUGACAUGCGGUCGGUGGCUGAAUUGUGUGAGAACUUUCCAGAAGAGGGUACCGAUGUGCAGCUUGCAUUGGUCAGGUGGAUACUGGAGGAUCAAAGAUGGAGAGGAACCAGCAUGCAUCAAGUUCUGCAGACAGUCCUGCAGGCCAACUUGAAGGCAGCACUGUUGAGUGGGAAUGUUGAGUACAGAAAGACAUACCUGGCAGCUCUGUUGGCCACGCUGACCCCUGCAGACCCCCUCACCCUUCAGCGGCCGGCCUCGCUUCAGGGGGCUGAGCUGCUCCUGGAGGUUCUGGAGAGUGGCGCUGGUGGUCCGGAGCUCCUCUCCCAAGCUCUCGCUGCCCUCAGCCUUUUGCUGGACAUCAGCUCCGAGUCGCCGCUGACUGACCGCUGGUGCCGUCAGCUGGAGAAGUACAGGGUCCCGGAGGCCCCUGAAGUCCUGAGGCUGGCCUGUGCUCAGGCCGUGCGGUUAGCUGGCCCCUCUCUCUUAUGUUCCUGUGUGGGCGGAGGCUCUUCCAGUUCAGCACUGAGUGUUAGGUUGAUCAGCACCGGCCUCCACCUUCUGAAUGACGAGGACCAGCGGGUUCGUGCUGAAGCCGCCUGCUUUGCGUCGGCAGUGGGCCAGCUCCGGGCGGGACAGCCUGGGGAGAGCUGCGUUCAGGUGCAGGCCACCCGGGGGCUGCUGCUGCUCCUCAAUCUGCUGCUGGAGGAGCUGUGGGACGGCCCCGAGACCCUGGAGACUCUGCUGCUGCACCUGCCGGAGCUGGAGCUCGGCGCUGUGCUGAGCAGCAUGCGGGGAUCUGGGCAUUGCAGUCUGUACGAGCAGGACGAGGCGAAUGUGUUUGCUGAGCCGGCAGCAAUGUCGGAGCUGCUGCUCCCCUAUCUGCUUCGACUGGCUGACCGAUACCCACAAUGCUCGUCUCUCCGUGUUUCCAUGGCACUCUGGGUUAGGGAAAACACUGGGCCUGUCUUGGAGAACGUCUCCCUCUGCAAACAGCUCAACCCAGCUGAUUCGGGCUCCUGGCUGCGUCUCCUGGCCGAGCCACGCUUCCACGGGGCCCUGUGCGGCCUCUUUGUCAGGGCCGGCUUCCUGCUGCGUCUCCUGGACACAUGUGAGGAUCUGCGGCCACUGUGUGACCCCUGUGACCUCCGCACGGACUUUCGUAUCGCCCACGGCCUCCUCCGUCGCGGCGGUGUCCUCCUGCCCGCCGGCAUCCCCUUGGCCCUUGGGCUGGAGUGAUCGUCGGGGCAGCCACUUCCCGCGCUGCUUGGAAUCUUUGGCUCACAAAGAGAGACCGUUCGCCUGUAUAAUUACCACACAAGUCUGAACAGGAAUGGUACUUUUUGUACAGUACAGCUCUUGCAGCCUUAUUGCUAAAAUUUUCGUGUGACUACGUCAAUGAGCUUGAGUACUAUGGGAUUUAAACGAUCAGGUUGGCCUUUUUCUUCCCAGACCUGAUUUUUGAGAAUUGCACCUUUUUGUAAUUGCAGUGAUUUUUAAAAUGUUCUUUUAAAUUGGAAUAUAUUUAUUUGUUGUUUUUUUUUUUAAAGAAAAACCAUUUCAGCUGAGUGUUAUUGUAAUAAAAAAUGAUCUA